AGAAUGAGAAAAAAACACGCUUUGGUUUGGUAUCAGCCAGCUGUUUUUAUUCCGAGUGUUUGAAAAUCAGUGAAAAUUUUAAUGGGUCAAAAUUGAACAGUGUCAUUUCAUUUUCAAACAGUGACAUUUUGUGAACUUGAAGUGAAAAUAUUAUGCUUUGAAAAUUCUUACUGAGUAAAAUAUUAAUCGAUUUAUGAUUUUGUCGCUCAUUACGACAAAUGCUUUUUAGUUUUAUUACGUCGUAUUUCUGAAACGCGAUGUGUUUAUUAAAGUGACUUGUUCCAUUACGUGGUUUCACACUUUGGAAACCUUUUGUCUGUGGAUAGCUGCGCAGUGAAUAUCAGUAGGUGCGGUGCGUUGCUGUAUAACGAACGCAAAUCUUGUGUGCAACGAGUGUGACGUUAAUCGAUUAGGUGCGUUUUGUGGUGAUGUGUUAGUGAGAAGGAGGAAUUUACGUGGUGCGGUGGAUGCAGAGGCAGCGGUAUAGGGGACGCCCGGGCAUGGUGCCGGACAGGUAGCGGGCGCGGGCGGCCUGCGCAGGCCCCACACAAGCAGCCGCGUGUGUUUCCCAGCGUCGUCUAUGGCCGAGCAACACAUUACACCGUCGUCGCACUCUGCACUCACGAGAGAGUCCAACGGGUCUUCUCCUAGCAGGGUAGUGGGCGGUCGGUGGUUGCGUCAGGUGCGUCAAGCGAACCGCAGCCGCCGCAACCGACGCAACGUAACGUCGCCCCUGCCGCGCCACACCAACCGGCACUCGAGCCGUGCCGCCGCCGCCGAUACAGACGCCGAGCCGCGCAGGCACGUCGAGCUCCGGCGAAGCUCGCGCUUAGUCAACGCACUGCCCAGGUCCGAUUACUCCAUAUCCGAGCGCUGGUCCUACGGAGCCGACUUCUACGAGACGCGCUACGACACCGACUACAGGAGCGGAGACUCUUGGAAGUACACGAGCAGCACUAACGCAAAGCGCGGCCGGAAUUCGUCGUCGCAUGACCGGAAGAAGCAUAAACGCCGCCCAGUUACGACAAGCAGUGCCGUCGCAGAGGAUUGCGUCGCGUACUGCACACGCUCGCGAACUGCUCUCAAAUUGAACGAGAGUGCUUGUGAGCCAUCACCGAAUACUUUAAAACCCCAGACGUUACCACGAUUAGCCGUUAAUCAUAACGCUACAGCGACAUCAGCGCCCGAGUGUCCAUUGAAUUCGUCCGAAGGUGGUCUUCUCCCAUUGGACGAAAGAGAUUACGCAUAUUCUCCUUUCAGUUCGUCGACUAUAACAGAGCUCCUCGAUUCGGAUUAUUCCGUGUACAGUCCCACAGCGCACCGCAGGAAGGGCAAAAAGAGGAAGCGAUCUACGCAUCGCUCUCUGUCGACGAGGAAAAGUAGUUGUCUAGUAGAUAUCGAAGACUGCAAGAAGAAGUUUAAGAUAGAUCCAUACAAAGAGGUGGAGGAAGCAAGCGAGGACGCUAUUUCUGAUUGCCGGCAGGAGUACGAUUCGGAGAGACCAGAGUCGGCAGCCGCUUCGCACUCCUCGUGCACGUAUCUGCUGCGUAACAGGCAUCGCGACCUCGGCCCGCCCACCGCCACAGUUAUAAGCGAUAAUUCAGCGAGCACUUCUACAAACGAAGCGGCUCACAAUCAGACGGUAAUCGAACGGAAGAACAUAGAUUUUCGUGGAAGAACUGUUACUCCACCGCCUUAUAAGGAUUUACAAGAGGCCAGUUCAUCAAAAGCGCCUGCAAGUGAGAGUAAGCUACUUAUUGUCCCUCGUGACCUCCCAUACUUACGUCAAACUAACGCUCGUAGGAGUAUCGCUGCUGCGACGGGUGCGAACCUGGGUGCUUGCUUGACGAGGGGGGCUGGCAAUUCGCAGCGGCAGAGGCAGGAAGCUGCUUCUAAAAGACAGGUGUCGGGCACCGAGGAGGCGGGCAGCAGUGCGUCAGGCGGGCGGCGGGCGCGGGCGCGCGACAUGCCGCAGCCGCAACCGGCAUCCACGCGACGAGACAAACGAGGCAAAACCAGUCUGGGUUCUUGUGCCAGCGCAGGAGGUGCGUCCAGCCGGUCUCACCCCCAGCCAUUAACCACGGGUGCCGUGGCGUCUACUUCUUCUUCACCGCCGGUGUCCACUUCGGCCGUUGCGAUGCCUGACAACGCAUCUAAUGAUGCUAAGCAAAAGGCGGCGUCGUCAUCAGGCGAGGAGUGCAACAGCGGCGGUGCGGGCGGCGUUGGGAGCGCGAACGCAGGCGGCGCCGUGGCUUCGGGCGGCGGCGAGGAGUCCUCCUCGGAGGAGGGCGAGGUGGGGCGUCUGCAGGCACUGCUAGAGGCCCGGGGUCUACCUCCUCAUCUGCUCGGCGCCCUCGGCCCGCGCAUGCAACAUCUGCUGCACCGCACCGUUACAGCCAACUCCGCUGCAUCGAAAGCGGCGCAGCUUCUGGCGGGUCUGCAGGCGACCGGUGACGAGGGCCAGCAGCUGCAGGCCGUCAUCGAGAUGUGCCAGCUGCUCGUCAUGGGCAACGAAGACACACUCGCCGGUUUUCCCGUGCGGCAGGUCGUGCCAGCGCUGGUUAACCUCCUGGCCGCUGAACACAACUUUGAUAUGAUGAACCACGCAUGCCGCGCUUUGACGUACAUGCUGGAGGCGCUACCGCGCAGCAGCGUGGCGGUGGCGCUGGCGGUGCCCGCCUUCCUCGACAAGCUGCAGGCCAUCACCUGCAUGGACGUCGCCGAGCAGAGCCUCACCGCGCUAGACAUGCUCUCCAGGAGACACUCUAAAGCCAUCUUACAGGCGCGUGGAGUAUCAGCGUGCCUCACCUAUCUCGACUUCUUCUCUAUCAAUGCGCAGCGCGCGGCGCUCUCCAUCACCGCAAACUGCUGUCAGAAUCUCACUCCGGACGAAUUCCAUCUCGUCAGGGACUCUCUACAAUUACUAGCCAACAGGUUGACACAACAAGACAAGAAAUCAGUUGAGUGUGUUUGCAUGGCAUUCUCUCGACUUGUGGACAGCUUCCAAAAUGAUCCGGCCAGACUUCAAGAGAUCGCCACUCCAGAACUCCUUACGAACUUGCAGCAACUGCUGGUGGUGCAGCCAGCGCUGAUCUCAGGCAGCACGUUCAUUACGGUACUGCGGCUGUUAUGGGUGAUGUGCGCCGCCUGCCCGCAGCUGGCGCUCGCACUGCACCAGCGCUCCAUCGCAGACACCCUGCUUUGUCUGCUCACCGGCUCCGCGGCGCACCACGAGCAAGUGGAGUUGGUGCCGCGACUGCCGCAGGAGUUGUACGAGAUCACGUGUCUGAUCGGCGAACUGAUGCCACGUCUACCCACCGACGGCAUCUUUGCCGUCGACGCCCACCUCGACCGCCCCUGGUCGGGCGGUGUCGACCGCACCGCGCAUUGGCAGUGGCGUGAUGAUAGAGGCGUUUGGCGGUCGUACUCGUGGGCAGAGAGCCGAGCGCUGGAGGCGGGCGUGUCGGGCGGCGAGGAGGAGGUGUGCCUCACUACGCUCGGCCGCUCCUACACCGUCGACCUCACCGCCAUGCAGCAGCUCAACGACCACACCGGCACCGCGCGCCCCGUGCAGCGCGUCGCACCCGCACCGCCUGCCACAGACGCCGCCGCAGCCGCAGCCGCCCCAGACCCGCGCAUAGCGAUGGUGCGCUGCAACCCGUCGCUGGUACGAGCCCUGCUGGCGGUGCUGCAUGAGGUAUACUGGAGCUCCGCUGGACCCGCCGUGCGCUCGCAGGCGCUUAAAGCCAUCCUUCGUUGCGUCUAUUACGCCGAUGCACCGCUACUGCGACAAGUGCUCAAGAUGCAGGUGAUAUCGUCUCACAUCGCCGGCAUGAUGGCAUCGAGCGACCUGCGCAUUGUGGUGGGCUCGCUGCAGCUGGGCGAGAUCCUGAUGCAGCGACUGCCGGAGGAGAUGGGGGCGCAGUUCCGCCGCGAGGGCGUGCUGCACCAGGUGUCGCAGCUCGCACAACCCUCACACCCUGCACAGCCGACGCAACCAGCGCCGCAAGCGCACACGCCGAGGCAUCACAAGAUAAAGUCUCCGAGCGGCACGAGCGCCCGGUCCGGUGGCGGCGCGUCCCCGCCUGCCUCCACCUCGCUCACAGCCAUUGAACACAACUUGUCCCUGGCCUUCUCCGCCUCGGGUUCAUUCGUCACCAGUUCCUUACCUACAGGCAAUGAGAGCUCGGAACCUGGACCUACUACAUCAGCGUCGACGUAUCCACAUACUUCACCCACAGUACAUAGAUCUGGCAGCCCGCUGCAGUUGGCAGAAAUGUUAAGGCGGAAGCGCGCAGUACGGCGGUCUGGAGGUGCGCCGGCGCGUGGCCCACGACGCCGUGAAGAUUUGACUCCACCGCACCAGCCGCCCGCUGCCCCCGCUGCACCCGCUGCCCGUGCGCCCCCACAUGCGCACGCGCAUCAACCACACCAAGCGCAUGCAGCGUCCGCGAUACCGUCUGCGUCACGGUCGACGUCGCGUGUGGGCGGAGCGUCGCGCACAUCAUCGUUCCUGUCCUCUCUGAACCCAUCGCGCUGGGGUCGCACGCCGCACGCGCACCGCGACACCGCCUUGCUCGCCUCGCCGCACGCCUCCACUAACCUCACCGUACAAAACAAAGAGAAGGUUCGCGAAUGGAUAGUAUGGAAAGCGGGUCGCCUGCAACGCGAGUGGGGCGCGCUGGAUGGUGGCGCGGGUGCGCUGGAGCAGUUGGCCGCAUUGGCAGGCGCUCUGCCCCACGCGCAUCAGCGUCGCGCUGCGCUGCACCAGCUGCGCGACACGCUGCUGCAUCACGACGUCUCGCCAUUCGAGGUGAAUCAUUCGGGAGUGCUUGGCGCGCUGCUGCAAUACCUGACGGGCAGCGAGGCCGAGGGGCAGGCGGAGGGCGGGGAGCGCGACGCGGAGACGGAGGCGCGUGACGCCGCGCAGGAGAUAGCCGACUGCGAGGAACGCCUCCGACUCUUUCUGCACGUCUUCGCCGACAUGCCGCUCGUGCCCGACGACCGGGAUUGGAUGGAGCAAGUGUCAGAAGUUGGCGUGGCAAGCGGUGGGGGCGGGGCGGGCGCACUGGCGGCGCUGGUGGGCAAGGUGAAUGCGUGCGUGUCGCACCUCGAGCAGUUCCCAGUGCGUGUGCACGACCUGCCCGCACGCCCCGCCACCUCCGCCCUGCGGUUCUUCAACACCCAUCAACUCAUGUGUGAUCUCAAACGUCAUCCAAAUUGCACCAACCUGAAACAAUGGAAGGGUGGUGUGGUACGGAUAGACCCAUUAGCUUUAGUACAAGCCAUUGAACGUUAUCUGGCGCAGCGCGGAUACGCCAGCACGCGGCCACGCGACGGCACCGCGGCGGCCGCGCACUCUGACGACGAGGCAGCCUCCGACGACGACGUCGAGGACUCGCUCGGCACGCCGCCGCACCACCAACCCACUGAUUCUGAACACAAAUUGGAAUUCCUUAUCGGCGACACGGUGCUGCCGUACAACAUGACGGUGUACCAGGCGGUGCGACAGUUCGGCGACCACACAGACGCUGACACUGACACUGAAACGCCUAUCGCAAAUGCUGGCAUCUGGGUGCAAACACACACGAUAUACUACCGCGCAGUGGAGGCGGGCGAGGCUCCGCGUACUGACGCCGCCGCCUCUCGCAAAGGCAAGGGACACACCACCAAGAUCUCAUCACGACGCAAGCCCGAUCUGCUCUGGAACGAGGGCAUAGUGCCUGCGCGCGAAUCGCCUCUGUUCGUGAUCCUGCGGUCGCCGCUGGUGAGCGGGGGUGAGGUGAAGGACGCGUCGCUACCGGCGCUGGGCCUGCUGCGCGCGCUGCACGCCCUGGCGCGUCACUGGCAUACGCUGUACCGCGCCGCCUGCCUGCCCGACCACCGCCCACUAGUGCCCAACUCGGACUUCAUCAAUCCCAAACUUGCUGCAAAAGCAAAUCGACAGCUUCAAGAUCCAUUAGUAAUUAUGACCGGAAAUUUGCCACCUUGGUUAAAGAAAAUUGCUUAUGCUUGUCCAUUCGUGCUGCCAUUCGAGUGCCGUCACUUGCUGUUCUACGUGGUGUCGUUUGACCGCGACCGCGCGCUACAGCGGCUGCUGGAGGCGGGCGGAGAGCGCGGCGCUGCGGCGGCGGACGAGCGCGUAGCACCGCGUCUCGACCGGCGCAAGCGCACCGUGCAGAGGCACAGCGUGCUGCGCCAGGCCGAGCACGUGAUGCACGAGUUUGCGCACACCAAGGCCCUUCUCGAGAUACAGUACGAGAACGAGGUCGGCACCGGACUCGGGCCCACGCUCGAGUUCUACGCACUCGUCUCACAGGAAUUGCAACGCGCCGAUCUCGAUUUGUGGCACGGAAGUGAGAACUUCAAGCAGAAGCCGACAUCGUUCGGUGGCGAAAUAGUAAAGAGCCAACCGCCCGUUGUGACGGACCGGUCGUCAGACGCGGCGACGAGGCUCGCCUCCUCUGUGCGUGACGCGCUCAGCCUAGACGAGGAUCGCUCGCCGCAGCCCUCUGACCUCGAAAAGGAGACCUCCAUCCCCUCGCCUGCGCCCGACGCUACCUACGUCAACUGGCCUUGUGGACUUUUCCCACAAGCCAUCGGCCGCAACGCCAGGGCCUCACAUCUCUCUCGGGUCAAGGCUAAAUUCCGUUUUCUAGGAAAGUUCAUGGCUAAAGCUGUUAUGGAUUCUAGAAUGGUGGACAUCCCGCUGUCAGUGUCGAUGUACCGGUGGCUGGUGAGCGAGCAGCGGUGGCUGGGGCUGAGCGACGUGCGACACGUUGCACCCGAGCUGUGGCGCUCGCUGUGUCGGCUGCGGCGCGUCGCCGAGCGCGCCCAGGCUAUCGCCGCUGACUCUCGGCACACACAAGACCAGCGCGCGCAUCUCAUCAAUGCACUGGAGCUGGACGGUUGCCCGAUCGAGGAGCUGGGUCUGGACUUCAUUCUGCCGGGCGACGGGUGCACGGAACUGCGGCGCGGUGGGCGCGACCUGCCCGUCACCGCGCACAACCUGCACAACUACAUCGGCCUCGUCACGCACUGGCUGCUCUAUGAAGGAGUGGCGAAACAGAUGGAGGCGUUUAAAGAAGGAUUUGAAUCAGUAUUCCCAUUGGCAAAUCUCAAGAUAUUCUACCCUGAAGAGUUGGAACAAGUAUUUUGUGGAAGCCCAUCAGGAGGACGCGAGCAGCGGUGGGAGGCACGCAUGCUGGCGGAGUGCAUCCGGCCCGACCACGGCUACACGGCAGAAUCACGCGCCAUCCGCAUGCUGGUCGACAUCCUCGCCUCGUACUCGCGCGACGAGCAGCGCCUCUUCCUGCAGUUCGUCACCGGCAGCCCCCGUCUGCCCACUGGAGGAUUUAAAGCGCUGAACCCCCCUUUGACGGUGGUACGCAAGUCGCUGGAGUCAUCUCUGGACCCAGACGAGUACCUGCCGUCGGUGAUGACGUGCGUCAACUACCUCAAACUGCCGGACUACAGCAGCGCGGAGGUGAUGCGCGCCAAGCUGCGCCUUGCCGCCUCCGAGGGCCAGCACUCCUUCCACCUUUCGUGAACACUCUCUCUCUCUGUGUAUGGUACUAGUGUGUGUAAAUGCGGUUAGUGAUAUUGAUAGUUGUUGUAAUGCUGCGGCCACAUCCCCGGACACCUACCCUCUUAUGUGCAAUCAGAGUGAUUUAUUUCCCCACUGUGUGACAGACACCUUAAAGUGCUGUGUUAUUUACGUUUUGUUCCCUUUUCGUUUUACUUUUAGAUUACAUAAAUAUGUUUAUAACUAUAUUUUGUGUUAAUUUAAUGUGAUAGUUUUGUAUAUUUCUUUAUGAAUAUGUUAGAGAUUGGUUCUGAAUAUGUAAGAAUAGGGUGUGCGGUGCGCGGCGCGACGCGGUGCGGCGUGCGCGCAUCACUUGUAAUCAUCACCAUGUUAUAUAAAAUACCUUACUACAUAAGUCACGUUUGAUGGACCAUUAAAAUCUUCUUUGAGAGUCCCUUCGAGUUAUGAUAUAGCAUUUAAUGUCAAACGGUAUAUAUGUUUUGAUUAAUCUCUAAGAAUGAUAAUUGAUUAACAUUAAAGUGCAAAAUUUAAUAUGUAACAUUUCAAUAAAACCUAUAAACAAUACUGAUCAA
Messenger RNA from Papilio xuthus (Asian swallowtail), 8118 nucleotides. RefSeq names its product E3 ubiquitin-protein ligase ctrip (gene ctrip). Gene Ontology annotation, cellular component: nuclear speck. Gene Ontology annotation, molecular function: ubiquitin protein ligase activity; zinc ion binding. Bases 581 to 7549 code for a protein of 2322 amino acids. Gene Ontology annotation, biological process: protein polyubiquitination; proteasome-mediated ubiquitin-dependent protein catabolic process; DNA damage response. The record is from RefSeq and is a predicted model, not a curated record. The transcript is spliced from 39 exons. NCBI's taxonomy places the organism in Eukaryota, Metazoa, Arthropoda, Insecta, Lepidoptera, Papilionidae.